GCUCAGGCUUCUGCAGGGGCAGCUAAGCGGGACCUACAAUGCAGCUUGUGUGUCGGAAGGAUUCAUUCCAGUUUCUGCCACAGCAGAUUUGCCUCUGUACAAGAGAGAGCUGGAGCUGAACCUUCUCUCCAAACAUGGCCGGUAAGAUCCAGAGUCUGACUGAGGAGGAGAGGGCCCACCUACUCCCCUUGCUACGCAACGCUCAAUGGGUGGAGGUAGUGGGACGGGACGCCAUUUACAAAGAGUUUAUUUUUAAAGACUUCAAUCAGGCUUUUGGUUUCAUGUCCAGAGUGGCGCUGCAAGCAGAGAAGAUGGAUCAUCAUCCUGAGUGGUUCAAUGUAUAUAAUAAGGUCCAGAUCACUCUCAGCACACAUGACUGUGGGGGGCUGUCCCAGCGUGAUAUAACUUUGGCCACCUUCAUUGACCAGGCAUCUCUGAUGUGACCAACACACAUUAUCAAGUCGAUUCAACAGUGAAAAAAACUGAAGUGAUGGAAGUCACAGCUCUUCAUAUAUUCAUUCCACUGAGAAAUCUCUGAAGAUGUGACCUGCAACACCCAAAGAAUAUAAACCAAUUACUUUCAGUCGUUGUGAAUAAUGUAGCAGUCUGUAAAGGGUAAAAGGUGUUAAAAUGA
Messenger RNA from Scomber scombrus (Atlantic mackerel), 634 nucleotides. It is a transcript of the gene pcbd1, whose product is annotated as pterin-4 alpha-carbinolamine dehydratase/dimerization cofactor of hepatocyte nuclear factor 1 alpha. The transcript has 4 exons. The coding region runs from base 135 to 443 and encodes 102 amino acids. Gene Ontology annotation, molecular function: 4-alpha-hydroxytetrahydrobiopterin dehydratase activity. Gene Ontology annotation, biological process: tetrahydrobiopterin biosynthetic process. The record is from RefSeq and is a predicted model, not a curated record. NCBI's taxonomy places the organism in Eukaryota, Metazoa, Chordata, Actinopteri, Scombriformes, Scombridae.